UUUCAUAAAACGAAAUAUAACUUAAUAUAAAAAAUUUGACAACGUUGUUAUGUUUUCCUUCCAUAACCCUAUUUUUUUUCUAUGAUGUCAUCAGUUCAAAGUAGAAUCUGUUAUCUCUUGGUAGAGGAAAAUUAGUAGAUUAGUACAGAGAAAAAUUUUGCGAAAUAUUUAUUUUAGUUUAGAUUAUUUGUUUUAUACAGUAUUAAUUAAUUAAUAUACACAAAAACAUGUUUGUAAAGUGUACUUCAUAGGUGUGUGUGGUUAUUUCAUAUUUAUGCUUUGUAUUUUUGGAUACAGGUUAAGAUACAACAAAAAAAUUAAAAUGAGCUUUGGUUCGGAUGUUCCUUGGGGUAUUAGAUUUAUACAGAGAUUUGCUGAUAUUUGCUGUCCUAGGUUUUAUUUCAAUAGGGAAUUAUGUUAUCGAGGAAGCAUCGUAUUUUUAACUUAUAUAUCUUACAUGUGCUAUCAUUUAUCAAGAAAACCCAUUUCAGUUGUGAAAACAGUGUUACAUAGAAACUGCAGUAAGCUAGUACCUCCGGAUUCAAAUGAACCCAGUAAUUGGUGCGAUUGGGCACCAUUCGAUGGUACUGAUGACAGCGCCUCACAGAUGCUAGGGGAGUUGGAUUCCUCCUUUCUUUUUUGUUAUGCUAUUGCUAUGUUCGUUUCUGGUAUUAUAGCUGAGAGGGUGAAUAUAAGGUAUUUUCUCAGCAUUGGUAUGAUAUUGUCAGGCGUUUUUACAUACUUAUUAGGAUUCGCCAAAACUUAUAAUAUACAUAAUCUCUUUUAUUAUGUCAUCGUUCAAGGCAUGGGAGGGAUAUUUCAAACUACAGGAUGGCCUGGAGUAGUAACAGUUAUGAGCAAUUGGUUUGGAAAAAGUAAAAGGGGGUUAAUAUUCGGUUUGUGGAAUUCACACACUUGUAUAGGAAAUAUUUUGGGUACUGCAAUAGCAGCAGAAUAUGUGGAAAAAGAUUGGGCGUUAUCGUUCAUGAUGCCGGGACUUUACAUUGGAAUUGUUGGUUUUGUUGUGUUUUUGUUUUUGGUUGUUAAUCCGAAUGAUGUAGGAUGUGCUUCUCCUGAUAGGGGCGUGGAGAUUCGACCGAAAAGAAACAGCCGGUUGGAAAGUGGGAUAGUUAACGAUUCUUCUGGUUUCGAUUCAGACGUAGAUGAUACUGAAAUUAUUAUAGGAGAACAUGAUAUCCUUACUCGUUCGCGUCAUUCAGCCACAGAUUCCUUAGAAGUUCAACGUAGGGCGACAGAAAAUUCGCUCUUACUACCUAGAUCGAAUUCUGAUUCGAUUCAAGUAGAACAAGAAGCCAUAGGAUUUAUAAAUGCAUUUCGUAUACCGGGUGUUGUAGAAUUUUCAUUAGCUUUGUUUUUUUCAAAGCUAGUUAGCUAUACGUUUUUAUAUUGGCUUCCUUUGUACCUGAACGCAUCUACAUCGAUGGGUGCAACGGACAGUGCAAAUUUCUCCAUAUUAUUCGACGUCGGUGGUAUAAUCGGAGGCAUAAUUGCUGGAUAUGCCACCGAUAAAACAGACAUGCCGGCAGCCACUUGUUCACUAAUGUUAAUUUUAGCAGCUCCUAUGAUGUUUAUCUAUGAAAAAAUUAGUGUUGUACAUCUAGGACUGAACAUGAUUUUGUUAGUAACAGUUGGAGUGUUAGUAAACGGUCCCUACGCCCUUAUAACAACGGCAGUAGCUGCCGAAUUAGGUACACACCAUUCGUUAGAAGGAAACGCUAAAGCCAUGGCUACUGUUACGGCCAUUAUUGAUGGUACUGGAUCUAUCGGUGCUGCUGUGGGUCCUCUAAUGGCGGGAUUCAUCAAGAGCUACGGUUGGCAAAACGUAUUUUUCAUGUUGAUGGUAUCGGAUAUAUGUGCGUUGUUCCUUUUGGUCAGAUUAGUUAGAAGGGAAAUCGUAAAAUUGAGGAAUUCCCGAAGGACUGCCAUACGUAUUGAAUGAUACCGAAAUUUUAGGUAUAUAAUUGAAUGUUAUCCACUUGAACGUUUCUAUCUAGUUACCACAAAACGAUCAAUUUAACUUUCGUUUGUUGUCUUGUCUUGAAUUUUGUAAAAUUCAACAUUUUUUUUUAGUUUAUUUGAUUGAUUUUUUCCAAAAUAUUCCAGAUAAAUGACAAAACUGACAAAAUUUAACAUUAUCUCAUAGAAUAUCAAUUUUUUUAUCAUACUUUUAACAAUUGAAAUGGUUACUGGAAAUGUUUACAAAUCUUUUUCUCUCUGUUCUUGGUAAAGUAUGCGUUCAUAGUCCAAAUUAAAAUUGAAAUUCAGCUAACCGGGGUUGAUUAAAUCUUUUCCUUUUUUAAAUUUUCUGGUUAUUCUAACAAAAUUUGACUUCAAUAGUGGCCUUUUAGGCUUUUUUUUUCGUCCAAAGUACAAUAAUACAUCUUUAGGAUGGGAAAAUUACUCGAAAAAGUAUUUUCCGAUUGAUUCAUUGCGCGGAUUAUUUUAUUGAUAGGGAAAAUCGCUCAAAAUAACAUUUUCACACUGAUUUAUGUUGCAGAUGAGAAAAUCAUUCAAAUAGUCUAUUUUAUAUCGAUUCAUUGUUAUGAAACAUAUAUUAGAAAAAAAGAAUCAUCUAAAAGACACUUUCCCAUUGAUUCAUUGUUCUGACACUUCUAUUGGAUCAGAAAAUGGCCCAAAAACACACUUUUGAACAAAUUUUUUGCAGUAACCCAUUUAUUAGAUCAAAAAACCAUCUAAAAAGACAUUUUUUCUUUGAUUCAUUAUACUAAAACAUUUUUCCACAAUUUUUUUGUGGGACCCAUUUGUUAGAUCAAAAAAUUACUUAAAAUGAUUCUUUCCAUUGAUUCAUAUUGCUAAACCAUCUAUUAAUUUGGAAAAUCUCCACAAAAGACAUUUUUCUACUGAUUUUUUUGCGCCGAAACAUUUGUUAGACCAAAAAAUUUUUAAAAAGACAUUUUUAUUUUGAUUAAUUUACGGAAACUUCUAUUGGAUCAGAAAAUUCCUCCAAAAGGAGGGGUUUCUCAUUGAUGUGUUUUUUUCUUUUAACGGAGUUAUAAACAUAUAUAACUGCUAUAAUUGUUGAGUUACCUCUUAGUUUGGGCCCACUUAAUCUUUUAUUAAUUAUUUUCCCAUUUCUGGGUAUUUAGAUAUGUAAUACACAAUUUUUUUAAUCAGAAGCUCAAGUAAUUUACAUAAGAAACGUUUUUAUCACAUACAAUUGAUAAUCUCUGUAUUUUUUAUAGAUUUUCUUUAUUUCAAUUCAAAACUGGUACUCUUCAUAUAUAAAUAUGAUCCAAACGAAAGCAUUUUUAAAUUUUGUGGAGCAGACAUUUUCCACAGAAUAUGUUGAUUAAUAAAUCAUACAGCAUUCCGGAUAUCUAGUACUCCCUAUAUUCAAUGUAAUUAUUACAGUUUUUACACAUUGUUUUUUUGUCACUAUCAACUAAUUAUUACAAAAGACUCACUUUAAAAAACAAACGUACUGUGAUAAAAUAUUAUUUAACAAUGAUAAAUGUAUUUUUUGAUAGAAAUAAAUAUCAAAAUUGAA
This is a messenger RNA of Diorhabda carinulata, 3529 nucleotides long. It is a transcript of the gene MFS16, whose product is annotated as glucose-6-phosphate exchanger SLC37A2. The transcript has 12 exons. NCBI's taxonomy places the organism in Eukaryota, Metazoa, Arthropoda, Insecta, Coleoptera, Chrysomelidae. The record is from RefSeq and is a predicted model, not a curated record. Gene Ontology annotation, biological process: transmembrane transport. Gene Ontology annotation, cellular component: membrane. Gene Ontology annotation, molecular function: transmembrane transporter activity. The coding region runs from base 275 to 1960 and encodes 561 amino acids.